AUGGCAACUAAAUAUAAAGCGGGGUGUGCAUUUUGUCCUCCUUGCAGUGAAUUUGCAAUUGUCGGAGAAAACGACCGGGCGGUUGCUAUUAUUUGUAAUACUGCUAAAAAAGGAAUAGUUCCACUAAUGCAGGAUUUUAUUAAUAAAUUAAAGAAAAACCCGCAGGUGAUAGGCUUUUUUAUCAAUUCCAACGCUGGAAGUUCGGCAGAACAAACUGUUUUUCACACUCAUAUUCAUAUUGUUCCUGACAUGAUGGCUCACAUUAAUGCUUGUCUUGGAAAGACUUUAAAAAAGAAUGGAGAAGGUGUGAUAGAAAGUUUUAAUCUGGUUGCCCGAAUAGGAGACGGAGAACUUGGCAGUGGAGAGCACUUUUGGAUUAUUCCAAAACCUAGCAAGGAAGAAAAUGCAGAAGAACCAAAUAUUCCGAAAAAAGAUAAAACCACUGAGGAACCAAUUAAUAACGACGAGAACCGAGAACCAAAUCGAAAUGACGACAACAAUGGCAACCCCGAACCAGGAAAAGACAAAAACGAGCCACCAACUAAUAACCAAGAUUCGCCCAUUUCUGACGAUAGAGCAAAAAAAACCAUUCUGGUGGCUUCUGUCCCAGAAUUACAAGACUUAAAAAAUUAUUUAAAAUCCCAAGGAUUAAAAUCCAUUAGUGCAGCGGAGUUAGGUAUUGAUAAUAAUGAAAAAAAGCAAACUGAUAAAGCGAAAAAUCCCCCCCUGCUAAUUGUCUUUUAUUUAAUGGUAGAAACGGCUGGCAAAGAAAGCAAAGAAAAAACCAUUCAAAAUAAAGAAAUAUUAAAAAAAGAACUAACUGAAAAGGCUAAAAUAAUCAUCAAACCAAGUUUAAAAGAUGAUUUUUUACUUAUCAAUGAACCAGAUUUAGAAGGAACUUUGGAUUUAGGAGAAGGAUAUUUUAGGCUUAAAAUAUACAUUUCUAUUGGAUUAAAUGAAUACACCAAAAUUAUCAAAUGCCAAAAUGCCCAAGAGUUUAUUAAUCAGAAGUGUCCGACCAAGGAGGAAAGGGGAGAAAGAAAGAAAUUAGAACAUGAUAGAGAAAGUUUAGAUGGAGAUUGUGAUUUAAGUGACUUUAUAAAUUUAGAAAGAGCAAAUUUUAGUAGUAGCCGAUUUAUCUCCAUUAGCUUCCUAAAUACUUUACCUCAUCCUGAAAAGUUAAUAACUUUAAUUAUUUACUGCAACAACAUCCAACCUACUGACAUUGCCUUUUUUAGCAAGUUUGUUAAUUUGGAAACAUUACAAAUUGGAGCCCUAAGUUCCUCUCUUUCCGAAACCAAUUAUUUUUACGGCUCCUUAAAAUCCUUAAAAAAUCUUACUAAACUAAAACAAAUAUGUAUUGCUGGAACGGAUGUUGAGGAAGGACUAGAAUAUUUGCCUGACAGCCUAGCCCAAAGUAUUAAGAAAAAAAAUUGUCGACCUCAUCGAUCCGAUGCCAAAGUGGCUAAAAUCCAAAAUGAACUCCGUCCUUUUGAUUAUGACCUAGAAGCCUGA
This is a messenger RNA of Racocetra fulgida, 1515 nucleotides long. Lineage: Eukaryota; Fungi; Glomeromycota; Glomeromycetes; Diversisporales; Gigasporaceae. The record is from the annotation of a GenBank genome assembly.